Molecule: messenger RNA, 2552 nt
Organism: Closterium sp. NIES-67
Lineage: Eukaryota; Viridiplantae; Streptophyta; Zygnematophyceae; Desmidiales; Closteriaceae
Source: the annotation of a GenBank genome assembly
AUUCACGUGUGGGAGUAAAGAGGUGCUUUGCUUUCGUAGCAUUACAGUACCGUACUGAAUUGCCUAGCCGCUCUGUUCGCCUUCCGGCUCCGACCGCCAAGCCUGACUUUGCAUUGCGCCCGCAUCUCCAGCGUGCAUUGCCGAAGCUCUACACCAGCUGCUCGCCGUGGCCUCCUCCUCCCGCAUGGCGUUUUUAUCCGAUUUUCCGAGCCGCCUCGGCGAAUUGACAGAGCUCGCUGAGUUUUCAGCGGCUGGGAAAGAGCUGCAAUUCAUGGCCGAAGAGGGUGCUCCAAUGGAGGGGGCUCCCGUAGCGGGUGCUCCAUGGGGAUGCGUGGGAUGCGUGAGAGACGAAUACGAGGAAGACAACGAGGACGGGGAGGUUGUGAUGAUCGACUGUCCGUUGCUCCAUGGCUGCAUCAUCCACUGCGACGCGCACGUCCCAGCGCACGUCUCCGCGCACGCCGUCUCCGCCGCGCAAUCCUCCGCGCAAUUUUCCGCGCCUCCCUGCGCGCCCACUCUCGCAGAUUGCGCCCUCCUGCCUCCCUCUCUACUCUCCUACACUUCCGACGCCGAUUCUUUCUCCGACAACCACAGCGCUUCUGCUCGUGGCGGGUUGUGUUCCCGUCCCUUGUCCCCAUCGCCGUCAUCGUCUCCGUCAUCGUCUCCGUCAUCGUCUCCGUCAUCGUCUCCGAUCAGCGACGGCAGUCUUCGUCCCAGCUUCCCUCGCGUGGCGACGGCGCCCUCUGUCGCGAAUCCCGCGUAUCAUGCGGCCGUGUGGGGCGAGUCAGACUGUGGCGAUAGCGGGUUCGCUGGAAGAGGGGCCUCUCUUUCCACCACGGACGAGUCGGCAGCAGCGCCAGCGGUAGCGGCGGCAGCGCCAGCGCCAGCGGCGGCGGCGACAGCACCGGCGACUGCAGGGGCGGCGGCGGCAGAGGCGGAGCGCGCUGAGCCGUCAGGAACGUCCGUGUGUAGGGUGGGGAGCGCCGACAUCGGGGAGGGUAGCAGCGGGAGCCGUGCCGCGACGGCGGAUGCCGCCAGCUGCGGCGGCGGAACCGGCGGGAAGUCGUUUUCGUCUGCUGAGGACUGCGACACGACGUCGAGUGGUGGUGACGGCGGUGGCGGUGGCGGUGGCAGGAUGUUGCCCGAGUCGGAUCAGAAUGACGAGGGGCAGGAGGAGGCGGGGGCGGGGGCGGGGACGGAGGCGGAGACGGAGACGGAGACGGAGACGGAGUCCCUGGCGCUGCUGGCCAUGCCGCCUGCUGCUCCUAGUAGCCUGGCGGAGGAACCCGGUGCCUCCCCACCACAUGCAGACGAACAACAGGAGGAGCACGAGCAGGAGGAGCAGGAGCACGUUGAGCAGCAGGAGCACGAGCAGGAGAGUGGAGCGAAUUGGGUGCAAGACGAGCCGCAGGAGGAGGAGGAGGAUGAGGAGGAGCUUCCGCAUGUUGCGGGGAGCAGUCUCACGGGACGGAAGAGAGGCGCGGGCGAGAUGGCGAUGGCGGAGGCAGCGACGGGCGCGCCUGACGCGGAAUGGCAGGGAGGAAGAAAAAGAAGCUGCGGGAUCUUGGCCGCUCGGUCGUCGUGAGUGAGCGCCAGAGACGCUGCUGCGGGGUAGCAGGAGGGAGGAGGGAGGUGGUGGUGAGGUGGUGCGGUGGUGCCCCAUGGGCAGCUGGACGCUGCGACAACAGGGGUUUGUGUUCGAGUCGACUCAAGGCACCUCUGCGCGCCACGGGUAGCAGGGUGCUGUGACAAUGCGGCGAUUUUUGAGUUGGGCUACUACUACCAUGCAAACAAGGCACCUUUGUGCCAUGGGCAGCAGGAGCGCACUGAUACGGAAAAGGUCGUGCUUGUGGCUGAUGAUGUCCGAGUCGACUCCAAGGUUGAUAACCGGCACUUGGUCUGGAGCUGAGCCUAGAGCUCCGUCUGGAGCUGAGUCUGGAGUCAAGUCUCUGGAGCCAAGUAUGCACCUGACGUUGCAGCUCAGUGCUUCACCGGCCAGCCUGACCCUGCGUGCUUGGCUUUCUGAACCUGAGUGCCUGCCGCUAUUCAAGGCAACAGUUGUCUCUCUUUUUUCCUCUUUAUUUUUUCCCAAGCGGAUCUGCGCUCUUGGUUGCAUCCCCCGCACCUCCUCGCUGCGUCCGCUCCUUCUUGGUUUAUCAGGAGUGUCCAACGUUGGUGCUUCUGCUUUCUGUCUGCGUCCUCCUGUCCUGACCCUCUGCGUCCCAUUGAACCGCCACCCAUCUCCCACCCACCUGUCUCUUUCUGUGCUCUCAUCUGUCACCCUCUCUGUCUGCUCCAGAGGGUGCAUUUUGGCUGCAAGGAAUGUGUACAUGAUAGCAGUUAGAAAUAACUGGUUGAGUAACCGGUAGACAUGUACCGGUACCUAUAUGCUGGCGUUGAUGGUGUGGUAUGGGUGUGGUUAUAAGUGCCGAUGAGGAGGCUUUUAGGGGCAGCCUCUCAUGGGUACGAAACAGUGUGUACAUGCCAGUAUAUGUCGGCUAAGUCCCUUAUUGUACCAUUUGCAUUGCUGCUAAUAAAAAGGGAGGUGGAAU